UCUCUGCUGAUAAAGUUCAAUUAUUAUUUAACAAUGAAUUGUAAAAUAAUAAAUUUAGUCAUUUGUAUUGUGACAAUUCCACUUUUUUGUCACAGUCAAACAAUAUUAUUUUACAAUGAAAUUGACUCAGAAGCAAAUGAAACAAUUAUUGAACCUGAUCAAAUUGAUUUUCAUUGUAAAAUUUCCAAUACAACAAAAUCACUUCAUCUCAAUUACACGGAACUUAAAUAUCUACCAAGCAACUUUAUUGAUUAUCAAGUACCAAUAAAUUGUAUAAAUCUUGAAGGAAAUCAAUUAACCUAUAUUCCUAAAUUAUUUUUUGAAAAAUUUCCAAAUCUCACAUUUUUAAAUAUUGCAAAUAAUUACAUAUCGACUUAUGAUUUAUUUAGAAUUGAACCAUGUGAAAAAUUAGAAACCCUUAUAAUGGAUGAUAAUUCUAAAAAUGAAUAUCAAUAUAAAUCAAAUCUAGAAAAUUAUAAUCGUUUUCCAAAUUUAAAACAACUUUAUCUUCGAUCAAAUCAAAUAAAAUCAUUGGGACAGGCACUUCGAUUUUAUAAUUUUCCAAAAUUGACACACUUAUAUUUAUCGAGAAAUACAGAAAAAACGGGAUCACUACAGGAUAGUGUGGUGAAUAUUCCAAAAUUUUUGCUAUAUUUAGAAAUUGAGGACAAUGGUAUUUGUCGUUUUAAUGGGACAAUUUUUAAAAAUAUCACCCAACUUCACAUUGGUGGGAAUCAAUUUUUUUCCCUUGGAUCAUCAUUGCAAUAUAAUUCUUAUCUUAAUAUUAAAAAUAUGACAAAUUUAAAAAUAUUAACAGCUACACGUUGUGAUAUGAGAAAAAUAAAUAACGACGCAUUUGAUGGUGUAAAAAAUUUAGAAAAAUUAAAUCUCUCCAUUAAUUUUAUUGAUGAAAUUAUUGAUAAUACUUUCAAAAAAUUGACAACAUUAAAAAUUAUUUCAAUGAGUUACAAUAGAUUGAAAAAAAUUCCCAAAGAAAUGUCACUUAAAAAUUUAAAACAACUUUUUUUAAAUUACAAUUUUAUCGAUACAAUUGAAAAGAAUUCAUUGGAUAAUUCUCAUAAUUUGGAAAAAUUAUAUCUAAGGGGAAAUAGAAUAAAAACAAUUGAAAUAAAUUCAUUUCAAAAUUUGGUAAAAUUGACAAAUUUAGAUUUACGAGAAAAUGAAAUACACACAUUUUAUAUAAAUUGGGCUAGUAAUUUGAAAAAUUUACAUAAUUUAAAUUUAAUUAAUAAUAAUAUUUCAUCGAUAGAAUUUUUAUAUUUGGAAAAUUCUUUUUUGAAAAAUGUCUUUUUCAAUAGUGGACAAUUG
Messenger RNA from Leptopilina boulardi, 1329 nucleotides. RefSeq lists its product as uncharacterized. NCBI's taxonomy places the organism in Eukaryota, Metazoa, Arthropoda, Insecta, Hymenoptera, Figitidae. The transcript has 2 exons. Gene Ontology annotation, cellular component: extracellular matrix. The annotation marks the transcript as partial. The record is from RefSeq and is a predicted model, not a curated record. Gene Ontology annotation, molecular function: protein binding.